GCAAUAAAUGCAUAGCGCAAAGUGAGUUUCCACCGUCAUUGCAUCGUCGUCGCAAUCGCAGGGAUCUAUCAUCAGAAGUUCCGUGAAAUCUAAUGGUCGUUUUCUCUGUGAAACUUUUCUUCAGCAUUCUCGUCGUCUCCCUCUCACUCCUCUUCCUUCUCGCACUGCUAUUGCCUUCUUCCCUUUUCUCUCAAAUUCACAUUUAUGGAGAAGCCUCCUUAGGGGAGGUGGAUAUAUGGAGUGUUCGGAGACUCGUGGAAUGGAGACCUUGCAAUUGGUGGCUACAAGGCCAUCAAACAGACAAUUGCUUUCGUUUUUUUGUUUAUUCUUGAAAUGGUGCAGCUCUACCAUUACAAACUAAUGGAUAUAUCAGAGUGGAUUGCUAUGGGGGGCUCAAUCAGAUGCGAAGAGAUUUCUGUGAUGGUGUGGGCAUUGCUCGUCUGUUAAAUGCAACCCUUGUCUUGCCGAAGUUUGAAGUGGCAUCAUAUUGGAAUGAAACAAGUGGUUUUGCAGAUGUAUAUGAUGUAGACUACUUUAUAAAGCAUAUGAAUGGCUUUGUCAAAGUUGUAAAAGAGUUACCACCAGAUAUUGCUUCAAAAGAACCAGUUCGAGUAGACUGUAGCAAACGGAAAGGGCAAUUUGAUUAUUUUGAAAGUGUUCUUCCUUCUCUGUUGAAACACAAGUACAUUUCUAUCACACCAGCAAUGUCUCAAAGAAGGGACAGAUACCCUUUGUAUGCAAAAGCUGCUCUGUGUCAAGCUUGUUACAAGGCAUUGCGUCUCACCAGAUCCUUGGAAAUGAAAGCCUCUCAGCUUCUAGAUGCAAUACCUAAACCAUUUUUGUCUCUUCAUCUUCGUUUUGAGCCAGACAUGGUUGCUUACAGCCAGUGUGAGUACCCGGACCUGUCUCCUGCUUCCAUUAAAGCCAUAGAAGCAGCACAAGUGGACAGAAAACCAUGGACUGGAGAGUUAGCCCGUGUUUGGAGACUACGUGGGAAAUGCCCACUUACACCUAACGAGACAGCUUUAAUACUUCAAUCUCUUUCCAUCCCACUAACGACAAAUAUAUACCUGGCAGCUGGAGAUGGUUUGAUGGAAAUCGAAGGGUUGAUAGAUACCUAUGCCAACAUAGUUACUAAAUCAAGUCUUCUCAGUAGAGAAGACUUCACAAGCAUGCAUGGCAACACAAAAGCUGCUUUGGAUUAUUAUGUAUCUAUUAACAGUGAUUCAUAUAUAGCCACAUAUUUUGGGAAUAUGGAUAAGAUGGUUUCAGCAAUGAGAGCUUUCAAUGGUUUGUACAAGACUCUAUUUUUUAGCAGAAGAGGUUUUGCACAAUUAACCUCACAGGGUCUUAAUGGAAAGGAGUUGAAGCAAGCACUAUGGAAGCUUCACAGAGAUGAUUUUGCAAAGGGAAGAGGCUCUGCUCUGUCUGAGUGUUUUUGCGAAUUCAAGUUGUGAUUUUGGAUCUCGGAUUCAUCGUUUUUGUAGUUUUGACAUUAUUAAUUUAAUUUUGCUUUGUCACUCCUUAGCUUCUGUCAGCUUUUUUAUUAUUUUGUAUUGAAUGUGAUGCUUUUUACUAUCACUAAUGAAAUUUUUGGCAGACAUUUGGUGUAAGAAUGAUUACCCAAUUAGAAAUAUCCAUCCUGUUAUUGAUCAA
Molecule: messenger RNA, 1656 nt
Organism: Glycine soja
Lineage: Eukaryota; Viridiplantae; Streptophyta; Magnoliopsida; Fabales; Fabaceae
Product: O-fucosyltransferase 13-like
Exons: 6
Coding region: 402-1457 (351 amino acids)
Cellular component (GO): cytoplasm
Source: RefSeq, a predicted model, not a curated record